GAAGGAGGUUGACUAUGCAUUGCCUUUCAUCUAUUUUGGAUCUCGGAGGAAAGAUUCCAGUUUCAUUCUAGGACCAUUUCCAACGGCUACCAGACAAAGUAGAUGCUAUCUAAUGAUGGAACUACUUCAAGACUAUAAGCUAUAAGCCUUGCAGCUCUACCUGGCUGAUGUAAAUCAGAUGGUGACUGAAUAGAACCUGCCCUAGUCCUGGGUCCACGAUGUACGCACCAGUUGAAUUUUCAGAAGAUGAUUACCCACGAGUUGAGUAUCAAAGAAGACAGCAAUUUUGGGACCCUAUACGACUAGCUCUUUUCACAUUGGCAAUUGUAGCAAUCAUAGGAAUUGCAAUUGGCAUUGUUACUCAUUUUGUUGUUGAGGAUGAUAAGUCAUUCUAUUACCUUGCCUCUUUUAAAGUCACAAAUAUAAAAUAUAAAGAAAAUUAUGGAAUGAGAAACUCAAGAGAGUUUAUAGAAAGAAGUCAUCAGAUUGAGAGAAUGAUGUCUAGGAUAUUUCGACAUUCUUCUGAAGGAGGUCGGUUUAUCAAAUCUCAUGUUAUCAAAUUAAGUCCAGAUAAAAAUGGUGUGAACAUACUUAUGGUGCUCAUGUUUCGAUACCCAUCUACUGAUAGUGCUGAGCGAAUCAAGAAAAAAGUUGAAAAGAUUUUAUAUCAAAGUCUGAAGACAAAACAGUUGCCUUUGACUAUAAACAAACCAUCAUUUACACUCACAUCUAUCGACAGCAAAAAGAUGAGGAAUCUUCUCAACAGCCGCUGUGGAAUAAGGAUGACAUCUUCAAACAUACCAUUACCAGCAUCCUCUUCUACUGAAAGGAUUGUCCAAGGAAGGGAAACAGCUAUGGAAGGAGAGUGGCCAUGGCAGGUCAGCCUCCAGCUUAUAGGGGCGGGCCAUCAGUGCGGAGCCAGCCUCAUCAGUAACACGUGGCUGCUCACAGCAGCUCACUGCUUCCACAAAAAUAAAGACCCAAGUCAAUGGAUUGCUACUUUUGGUGUAACUAUAACACCACCUGCAGUGCAACGAAGUGUGGAGAAAAUUAUCCUUCAUGAAAAUUACCACAGAGAAACAAACGAAAAUGACAUUGCUUUGGCUCAGCUGACUACCCGAGUUGAGUUUUCAAAUGUAGUUCAGAGAGUUUGCCUCCCAGAUUCAUCUAUAAGGCUGCCACCUAAAACAAGUGUCUUUGUCACAGGAUUUGGAUCUGUUAUAGAUGAUGGACCUAUACAAAAUAAACUUCGGCAAGCCAGAGUGGAAACCAUAGGCACUGAUGUGUGUAACAGAACGGAUGUGUAUGAUGGCCUGAUAACUCCAGGAAUGUUAUGUGCUGGAUUCAUGGAAGGAAAAGUAGACGCAUGUAAGGGUGAUUCUGGUGGACCUCUGGUUUAUGACAAUCGUGACAUUUGGUACCUUGUCGGUAUAGUAAGUUGGGGACAAUCAUGUGGUCUUCCCAAAAAACCUGGGGUCUAUACCAGAGUGACUCAGUAUCGAGACUGGAUUGCCUCAAAGACUGGUAUCUAGUGUGAAUCGUCCAUGAAUUAUACCCAUGGCACACAAAAAUAAAAUUCCUACAUAUUGUAUAUUAUUUAUAUUCAUGUGGUUUGGAUCAGUGCUUUUGCUGGAUGUCAAGAAGUCCUUCAGACUCAGAUCAAUCUCAAAUUAUGAGAUGGUCUUUGUGUACACGUGACUGAACCCUCUCUACCCUGAGAGAAGAAGACACAGCAAAUGACAGGUAGCACUGACUUCUCACUCACGAGGGAAAUUGUUGUGAUGCUUAUUAACAAGAUGAACAUUUAUAAAUGGCUUUCCCCAAUGGAACACAGGGGACAUCAUUUUCCACAGGAUAUGAAGAGCUGCCAAAACCUUACCUCAUAUAAUACCCGGAGCACUUGGAUUCUUCUAGCAAAAACACGAAACAGCAGUCUUCCCUGAGGGUUCUGGGCUUCAGCAUUCUAGGACUGAUGAUG
This is a messenger RNA of Equus quagga, 1978 nucleotides long. RefSeq names its product transmembrane protease serine 11F. Lineage: Eukaryota; Metazoa; Chordata; Mammalia; Perissodactyla; Equidae. Gene Ontology annotation, biological process: proteolysis. The record is from RefSeq and is a predicted model, not a curated record. The transcript is spliced from 11 exons. The coding region runs from base 219 to 1532 and encodes 437 amino acids. Gene Ontology annotation, molecular function: serine-type endopeptidase activity. Gene Ontology annotation, cellular component: extracellular region; plasma membrane.